CAGAGUUGGGUUAUGGAGUGCGACUGGUGGAGCUGGCCGGGACAUGUCUGAGUAGAAACUUGUACAGUUUUCUCAAUACGUACAGCAUUGAAUCCACGUAUCGAUGAUGGGGCAGUGCGGCAUCACAUCGUCGAAGACGGUGCUGGUCUUCCUGAACCUGAUAUUUUGGGCUGCUGCUGGUAUCCUGUGCUAUGUUGGAGCCUAUGUCUUCAUUACGUAUGAUGACUAUGAUCACUUCUUUGAAGACAUGUACACUCUCGUCCCAGCAGUCAUCAUCAUCGCAGUUGGAGCCCUCCUUUUUAUUAUCGGGCUCAUUGGAUGCUGCGCUACAGUGAGAGAGAGCUACUGUGGACUGACAACGUUUGUUGUCAUUCUCCUGCUGGUUUUCUUGACGGAAGUGGCUGUGGUGGUUCUUGGAUACAUUUACAGAGCAAAGGUUGAAGAUGAAGUUAAUAAUUCAAUCAAGAAAGUAUAUGAUGAGUACAACGGAACAAACAGCAACGCCCCUAGCCGCGCCAUCGACUACGUUCAGAGACAGCUUCAGUGUUGCGGGAUCCACAAUUACUCAGACUGGAAGAAUACACACUGGUUUGAAGAAUCAAAAAACAACAGUGUUCCUAUCAGCUGUUGCAAAUCCAACAUUGGAAGCUGCACAGGGUCCCUCACUCGUCCUGAAGAUCUCUACCAAGAAGGUUGUGAAGCUCUGGUUGUGAAGAAGUUGAAGGAGAUCAUGAUGUAUGUCAUCUGGACUGCACUGACGUUUGCUGCCAUCCAGAUGCUGGGGAUGCUGUGUGCGUGUGUGGUGCUGUGUCGCAGAAGCAGAGAUCCUGCCUAUGAGCUUCUUAUUACAGGAGGCACCUAUGCAUAGAUGGUGUAGGUGCACUUCCAGAUUUUACGUGUCACUGGUGAGAGCAUGGAAAUAAUGUAUUACCACACUAACCUUAACUCACUGAUCACACAAAGUUAUAUACUUAACCUUGUUUUUUUUUUUGUUUUGUUUUUUCCCAAAAGCUGUUGGCCAAACUGUUAAACGGUCAAUGAGAAUGAGAUGUUGAAAGCAUUCUGUUGCUCAGAGGAUGACAUGAGGGUGACAUUUUUUACCAAACUCAAACCUUGUUAGUCAUGUACUGUAUGGAGUUUAACGUGGACAGGGUAAUUUCCUCAUAUUAUUUUGCACUAUGUGUAUGGCUUUGAAUAUUUCAUAUUUAAAUCUGUCAUGUACUUGAAUGAAAGACUUGUAUCUGUGUAUAAUUUUACCCUGUACCUCCACUAUCACUACUACUGCUACUACUACUACUACUACUACUACUACUACUACUACUACUACUACUACUGCUCAGUUUGGGUUGACACCUUGCAGUAUUCUGUAAAGAAAUAGUGGACACCAUAGUUCAAGUUGAUGUCACAGCAGGUUUUUGUGUGUAAAACUAUGUUAUUCAACUGGCUUUUGCUCAUCUGAUCUUUCCUUUAAGAAUCAGACCUUGUAAUCUCAAUAUAGACUUGUCCUAUAGGGGUUUUGUUUGUUUUUGUCCACUGAGUGUAGUUUUAGAAUUUGAUUUGUUGAUAUGUAGCAACGGCAAUACUCAAGAAUGUAAAUAAAAUGUGAGGGGAAAGUUUGAAAUCAAAUGA
Molecule: messenger RNA, 1629 nt
Organism: Thunnus maccoyii (southern bluefin tuna)
Lineage: Eukaryota; Metazoa; Chordata; Actinopteri; Scombriformes; Scombridae
Gene: tspan3a
Product: tetraspanin 3a
Exons: 7
Coding region: 104-868 (254 amino acids)
Biological process (GO): protein localization to plasma membrane; protein maturation; regulation of vascular endothelial growth factor signaling pathway
Cellular component (GO): membrane
Source: RefSeq, a predicted model, not a curated record